Molecule: messenger RNA, 2177 nt
Organism: Amyelois transitella
Lineage: Eukaryota; Metazoa; Arthropoda; Insecta; Lepidoptera; Pyralidae
Gene: mas
Product: protein masquerade
Exons: 14
Coding region: 1-2010 (669 amino acids)
Biological process (GO): proteolysis
Molecular function (GO): serine-type endopeptidase activity
Source: RefSeq, a predicted model, not a curated record
AUGAUUUUCAAACCCGGAAUUCUGAUUUUCUUUUUUAUCAUCAACGGUGUUACCAGCCAGGAUGAGUCUUUCGCAAGCACUUUUCUCUCUGGUCUCCUGGAAACCCUUGACACCCAAGUGGACGUCAAGAACUGCCCCGGCACCUGCCGGCACUCUUUGGCCGCCAUAAUGUGCACCCAGGUCCUGGACCAGGUGGAAUGUCCGAAGCCGACCAUGAAGUGUUGUAUCGAGGAGCCUUUGGACAACAGUACCCUGAACAGCGAGAGACCCACCACCUCCCGGUACACCCCCCUGGACUCGGAGGAGGAGGACUCCACCACGGAGGCGCCUGACAAAUACAAAGACAGUGGUAACAUAGCCUGCCCAGGAGUCUGCGUGGAGAACCACCUCCUCCUCUACUGCCAAGCUUACCUGACGUCGCCGAACCUCUGCGUGCAGGGCCGCCAGUGCUGCGUCACCACGGACCGGUACGGGGGCAAGCCACCCCCCGACCUGGUGGUACCCAGCGAGAAGAAACACCCCACGAAGAGGCCUAGUACCGCUCUCACCACGACAGCCCCGCCGAAAUCGCCAGGCAAAGAAUGCAAUGGUGACUGCAUGAGCGCCUUGUUCGCCUUGCUCUGCGAAGACAUUGACGACGACGCGACAUGUCCCGACGGGAACACGUGCUGUCUCCGAGAGCCCCAGGAGGUCAAAGAGAAACCCAAGGUCCCUAAGGUCCCCACCACGCCGCGGCCUACUGCCCCGCCCCCCCUCCCGCGCUGCCCAGGGUACUGCGUGCUGAACAUCAUGGCGGCCUUCUGUGAGCGACCCGCUGUACUCGUGUCCAACACCCAUUGCAAACAUAGCGGCACUAUAUGCUGUGAUACGCGGCCCACCACGACCACCACCACCACCACGACGAGCGCCCCGCCUCCCGCGGACCCCCGCCCCGACUGCCCCGGCUCGUGUAUAGUGUCACUGCUGUCAUUCACAUGCUUCCGUAACGCGGAAAUGACGGACGUGUUCAAAUGCAAGAAGACCGGCACCCAGUGCUGCGCGCCCAAGUCCAAGAUCCAGGAGGUGCUGGGGGUGCGCGAGCGCAACGAGACCUACCCCCUGGCGACCAGCGCGGCCACGCAUUACACCCACUACACCACAGCACUCGCCCAUCCUCACACUACACCUGUUGCACCCUACGAACCCAGCUACCCCGGAUCCACGCUGAAGGUGCCAGAGAAAUACAACAAGUACGUGUGCGGAGUCAAAGGCACCUCGGCCAGGACCGGCCGCGUGAUGGGCGGCGAGGACGGCGAGAGGGGGGAGUGGUGUUGGCAGGUAGCCCUCAUCAACUCCCUGAACCAGUAUUUGUGCGGAGCCGCCCUCAUUGGGACCCAAUGGGUGUUGACGGCCGCUCACUGCGUCACCAACAUCGUCCGCUCCGGGGACGCCAUCUACGUCCGGGUGGGGGACCACGACCUGACCCGCAAGUACGGCAGCCCCGGGGCGCAGACCCUGAGGGUGGCCACCACCUACAUCCACCACAACCACAACAGCCAGACCCUGGACAACGACAUUGCCCUGCUGAAGCUGCACGGAAAAGCUGAACUUAUGGAGGGAGUAUGUCUAGUUUGCCUGCCUGCUAGAGGGGUGAGCCAUGCGGCCGGGAAGCGGUGCACUGUCACAGGAUACGGGUAUAUGGGAGAAGCGGGUCCUAUUCCCCUGCGCGUGCGCGAAGCUGAACUGCCAAUCGUGAGUGACGCAGAGUGCAUCCGCAAGGUAAACGCAGUUACAGAGAAGAUCUUCAUCCUGCCCGCGAGUUCUUUCUGCGCUGGCGGCGAAGAAGGGAAUGACGCGUGUCAGGGCGACGGCGGAGGUCCCCUCGUGUGUCAAGAUGACGGCUUCUACGAACUCGUGGGGCUCGUGUCGUGGGGCUUCGGCUGCGGCCGGCGCGACGUUCCCGGCGUCUACGUCAAAGUCUCCUCCUUCAUCGGCUGGAUCAACCAAAUUAUAUCCGUCAAUAACCUAUAGCGAUGACCCUUAUUUUAACCCCGUUAAGGGUGAAUUUGGUUUGAAUGUUAGGUUUUAGUGGAAUAGAAAUCUGAAUAGUCAAGUUAUUGUUGAGAUUUCUAUGUUAAAAAACAUAGACGUACAUCUAGCUAGAGCUGAGAAUAUAAUAAAUAGUACUGUGCAUUCCA